Molecule: messenger RNA, 1035 nt
Organism: Mucor velutinosus
Lineage: Eukaryota; Fungi; Mucoromycota; Mucoromycetes; Mucorales; Mucoraceae
Exons: 1
Coding region: 1-1035 (344 amino acids)
Source: RefSeq, a predicted model, not a curated record
AUGCCACAAUCACUACUAUUAAAGCUACCGCGUGAGGUACUCCUGUAUAUAUUGAAACAGUAUCUCGACUUGACAGACCUAUGGACAUUAACUCGGGCUUCAAAAGACUUACGGUGUAUUGCUCUGCUUCUAUUGAGAAAACAGUGGAGCGUCGCCUCAGAUUCUCUUCUCAAAUCACAGAUGAAUGCCUCCAUGAUAGCUGUUUCUGGGAUAUCACAAAGGAUCAUAAAGCGAAUCACAAUCUACGACCCUUAUGCAUUUCCACCGAUACUGCCACAAAACCCACGAAAUUGGCUCUACCUCACACUGACAGAUACCACUGUAUACGACCUAGCGAUAUAUCAGCAUUCUCUUCCAAACCAUUCUGUAUCUGAGGCAAGAUCUCCAUCGCCACCCAAUACAUUUCCACCGACAAUCGAGCCAGGCCUAGACGAAGGCAGUGAACAUUUCUUCCCAAUGGAACGUAUCAAAUACCAAUGCAAGCGACUACACUACAUCAUUGGGGACGAAAGAAAACUGCACUAUCAAAUAGCUCGGAACGUUACCAGAGAAAACCUGAAUACCGUUGUUGAAAGCAUAUUCCAUCAUGUCAUCUUUGUCAACAGUCGGUGGAUGAUCAUGUCUCGCCGUCAAUCAGCUAUCGCAAUAUCCAGAGCUCGAGCAUUUUCAGCUGCUACCACACGUCUCUUGUGCAGCUUAGGAGCCAAUUUCAAGAACGAAGUAGCAGCCAUGGUUUGGGAGAACAUGGCAACAUUUAUAACCUAUGUUGAAUACCGUCUUUUGGGCAAGUCAAAUGGCAACAACAAUCUUAUGGAUACUAUCACCGUGUUCCUGAAUUUCGUCUGUGCUUGUUACGUUGCACACAUCAUUGUAGACGAGCAAGCACUGGAUGCCUUUUACAAAGUAUAUCAUGUCACUAGCAAAACUUACAAGGAUCAGACUAGAAGUUCGUUGCGAGAGUUAUGGCUUAGAACAGAUCGAGAUUUGGAGGAUAGUCCGUUAUCUCGUUUCCUCAAUCUUCGUGAUAGUCAAUAA